ACGAGCGAAGCUUAACGUCCCUUCGAUCACCUUUUUCUGAAGCUCGACACCCACUGUCUUCUUUCUGACCUGGCUUUGUCUUUCUCGUCGGUUUCCAAAUGUCUGUUCAAAGCGCAAACCUCCUUGAAAAAGGCUAUUGGGAAGUGACCAGCUCCAAUGAAGAACGCUCUACAACUACCAGAGCCAAGCAGUGGUGCAUUGACCUUGUCAAGCCAUCCUGUGUCAAGAGAUGCCCAACACGAACAGAAAAGCUCAGACGCACAGCCUACCUUGAUGGGGUCAGAGGCUUUGCAGCAUUGCUCGUAUAUUGGGGUCACCAUGAGCUCUGGGCUCACGAUGCGCUGGGUCCCGACCGCAUUCUCGAGAAUGCUUAUGGUUAUGACAAUCAACGCUAUCUUGCAUGUCUGCCUGGAGUACGCCUCUUCUUUUCAGGCGGGCACUUUGCAGUUACAGUCUUCUUUGUCCUGUCUGGAUAUGUUCUGUCGACCAAGCCAAUGGCGAUGAUUCAUGCUGGAGAACACCUGAGGUUGGGAGACAAUCUGACGUCUGCCCUCUUCAGGCGAUGGCUGCGACUAUAUCUCCCUGUUGUCUGCACGACCUUCCUGUACAUGAGCUCGUGGCACCUCUUCAAGUAUCGUGCAGACCCAGAACCCAAAUCAACUUACACCGAAGAACUAUGGAGCUGGUAUGCAGAGUUCAAGAACUUCAGCUAUGUGUUCAGAGCUGGUGGUGAUCCAUGGUUCAGCUACAGCUUUCACACAUGGUCUAUUCCCGUCGAGUUCAGAGGUUCGAUUGUCGUCUAUACAGCUCUUCAAGCGUUUUCGAGAUGCAGGAGGAAUGCACGUCUGUGGAGUGAAAUCGGCUUGAUCCUAUACUUUAUGUAUAUCGUGGACGGCUCGUUUUGCGCAUUGUUCGUGGCUGGAAUGCUGCUUUGCGAUCUGGAUCUGCUCGAGCAAGGUGGAGACCUCCCACAUUUCUUUCGCAAGAUGGCAUGGUGCCAAUCAUAUCUCUUUUACGGCCUGUUCAUCAUCAGUCUCUACCUAGGUGGUUCGCCGUCUUACAGCUCAGACAUCCAUGUCCUGCGAGAGUCUCCUGGCUGGUACUAUCUGUCUUUAUUGAAGCCACAAGCUGUCUUUGACUAUAAGUGGUUCUACUUGUUCUGGGCCUCGACAUCCUUCGUUGCAUCAGUCCAGAGGAUUACAUGGCUCAAAUCAUUCUUUGAGACGCGGUUCAACCAAUACCUAGGACGAAUCUCUUUCGCAUUUUACCUGGUCCAUGGCCCGUUAUUGUGGUCAGUCGGCCAUAGGUUGUACGCGGCAGUUGGAUGGACGAAGGACUCUCAAGCCAUCAACAUACCUGGCUGGAUCAGCAUAGUUCCACUGCCGAAGAUUGGGCCUUUCGGGCUGGAGUUGAGCUUCUUGCUCCCUCAUCUAAUACUUCUGCCGCUGACUUUGUGGGUGGCCGAGAUGGCAACGACACUGAUUGACGAGCCUAGUGUCAGGUUUCCGCAAUGGUUAUAUGGUCGAACUCUGGCUCGAGCAGCCAAGCUGUAGAACGCACAGCAUACGAGAACAAAUA
Molecule: messenger RNA, 1578 nt
Organism: Exophiala viscosa
Lineage: Eukaryota; Fungi; Ascomycota; Eurotiomycetes; Chaetothyriales; Herpotrichiellaceae
Product: acyltransferase family-domain-containing protein
Exons: 1
Coding region: 99-1553 (484 amino acids)
Biological process (GO): polysaccharide biosynthetic process
Cellular component (GO): membrane
Molecular function (GO): acyltransferase activity, transferring groups other than amino-acyl groups
Source: RefSeq, a predicted model, not a curated record